Messenger RNA from Symbiodinium necroappetens, 384 nucleotides. NCBI's taxonomy places the organism in Eukaryota, Dinophyceae, Suessiales, Symbiodiniaceae. The record is from the annotation of a GenBank genome assembly.
AUGAUGGCCAGAAGCGAAAAGUGCGUUUUGACAGUGGGAGAUGGAGACCUGUCCUUCUCCUUGGCUCUUUCUCGGGCUGUUGCGUCCGUGAAAGUCAUUGCAACGACGUGGCUCACGCAAGAGGAGCUUGCAUGCCGCUACCAUUCCGCCGAUGCAGUCCGCGAGGAACUGCUGCGCCGAGGUGCGGUGGUCCUCCACAGAGUGGAUGCUUGCAACUUGUCCUCUUCUCUCCCUCCGACUAUUGGGUGCCCCGUGGCCAUUAUCUUCAACUUCCCACAUUUGGGUGGCGUCGCUGACGAUGGUCACGAGCCCGACAGUGCCCAUGUGAGGCAACACACAGCACUGCUGGCGCACUUCUUCCAGUCAGCUGCGAAUCUGACGCAG